CAACAAGCUCAAAGCCAAAGCAAGCAUGAACAUUAAUAAAGAAGUUCUUCAAACCGUAAGAGAGGACGAUUAUGUUGAAUAUUAUAUUUUCCCUAAGACAUCUCACUCUACAGAAAACAUAAGAGAAUAUCUUCAAAAUGUUUUAGCUGAAGUAAGGUCUGUGUUUGAAAAAUACAAAUAUUGUACCUACAUCUGGCAAAAAGAUGAAGUCAAUCUUGUACCUCGAUUUGAGUGCGAAAUUGCUGCAGUUGAUACCUCAGUGGAGAAACUCCCCCCUCAUCUGUAUGGAGUCACACACUAUGGGGAUAACAUAGAAGAUGAAUGGUUCAUAGUGUUCCUAUUGAUUAAAGCUACUCAAGAAAUCCCUGGACUUAUAGCAAGGAUGGUGGAUGUGGAUGGAGAGUUUCUAUUGAUUGAAGCCGCAGAUCAUUUACCUAAAUGGGCCAAUCCUGAGACAUGUGACAAACGGGUUUACCUACACGGGGGAUCUGUCCAUCUGAUACCAGGAGACGCGACGUUAGAAGUUGAUGAAGCGAUCCAAACCAUCUGGGACACACCUGAAGAGACCAGAGCCUCCACUGGCAUACAACAGGCGAUAUCUGCCAGGAUAGAGGGGUAUCCUGGGCGUAUUGUGGACAACCUGCACAGUUGUAAUGUUUUUGUGCCCGUUGGAGUGGCAGCAUUGCUGAGAGCUCGUCCUAGCCUAGUGGCACCAGCUGUUACAGCAUUCUGUCAUCGCGAUCCUAUUGACCUUAAGGCCUGUCGUGCCAUGAGAUACUUCCCACCAGAGCAUUGCGUUAUGACUAGAGUAACAUUCACUAAGUGUUUGUACGCCAUGUUGACACAUCAGAAGUACAUGCCUGAUCGACGAACUGGUUGGAAUUUGCCUCUUACGACUGAUGCUUCCUAUGCUUCCAAACUGCUCGGUCUCAAAUUGGCUUGUGGUUUUGAAAUCUUGGUCACUCAGAGUAAAAGUAUUGGACAGACCGAUGAUCUCAGCAAAGAAUGGCAAAGUUACAAAGAUUCCCUGAAAAACAAAGGUUAUUUCAAGGACUUGUUAGAGGGAUCUCAAGAGUACAGCAGACUUGAGGAAGAGGCCAAAGAGUAUUUCCGCUCACAUUGUGUCCAAUCACAGCCAGCCAUUGGACAGAUCGUUCUUGACCUCCUGCGAGAGAUCGACGUGGACAUUGAAGAGCUUCGGAAAAAUGAAUCCACCUUGCCUCCUUCCGACGAUGACAGCUGGUUAGAUGUGUCCCCAGCAGAGUUAGAUCGUAUGAUGGAGCAACGCUACGGUCGCAAACUGUCUCACCCUGCUACUGACAUACCAGCCCAACUGGCGCAGUUCCUUAACCAUGUCAGCUCUGUGGAUGGUGCUGAAUUCCCUCAGGACAGUCUAGCAAUGGACUCACCACCGGUGAGGCCUCGAAGAGGGGUGAAACCGAGGAAGGCUAACUCAGCAACUACCUCGACUUCAAGGGAGAAGGAGUCCGAGGAGGACAACCGAGUGUCCUUUGAUCCUGACUCAUUCUCCUGUGCCGUGCAGAAUAUCCUCGAUUUUGCAGUACCUGAAGACAACUGGGAUAUGGAAUCAGAUGGAUCAGGAAUGAGUUCUUAUGAAGAUGAAGAGGACAUGGAUCUCGGAAACAAAACCGGUGAUCAACAAGAGACUCCCAUCAGUGAACUGAAGCAGUACAUGGACCAAAUGGACAGAGAACUGGCAACCACAGCUGUGGGCAAGAGUUUUGAGAAGAUCCAGGCCACUGACAAGAAGGGUAUGGAGGACAGCUUUUCCGAGGUAGAAAGCUUCGAACCAGUCAACAUAGACAUGAAUGCUCUGAAGAACAUUCUUGCCUCGUACCAAGCCCAGAUGGGUGUGGCAGGUCCUGCGUCUACUAUGCUGGGGCCGAUGGGCGUCAAACUGGACGAUGAUGACCAGUAGAAACUACAUGACAGCGACAGCACAACAAUAGAUCUCGUAGACUACAGUACUUUGAUGGCAUCGUUUUUGUUCAAACCAAAUCGGUCAGUUAUAAAUGUCCAACCUUUUUUCUUUUUAUCUGUGAUAUUUUUUUAAUGAUUGAAGUUAAAAACGCUAUAUCAAUUUGUUAAGCUUAGAGUGGGAUUAUAUUAUUUACUAGUCCUUUAGUUUUACUGCUUUAUUAGUUCACAAAGUUUGGCAAGUUUAGUUUCUACUUUUUUUAUCUUGCUUUUGAUAAUUUAUUAGUUUGUUUGAAAUCCAUUCUGUUUACUUAGUUAAUAAUCCUCCAAUAGUGUUUUUGAACAAAAAACAUUCAGGUUUAUUUUCUUGUUAGAUUCUAAAUUAAUUUGAAGUUGUCCAGUUGGCUUGGUUUUUAUAUGGAUGAAGAUUUUGCUCAAUAUUUUUUAAUUGUUCUUGGAUAACUUUUACUUAAUAACUGUUUGCUAUUUAUUUAGUAAUAUUAAGUUGUACUUCAAGCUCUAUAGUAGAUUUCAAGAUUAUUCCAACCAAUGAGUGCCAGCAGGGUUUCUAAUUUUAUACGUGUCAUUUUCACUAUUUUUUUACUUUUUAAUUUGUAGUAUAACCAAUGUGCCAUUAGGUACAGUUAAGCUUCUAACUUCACACAAUUCACACAAUUUAUUUAUCAAUACAAACACAAUGACAAAGGGCAUUUAACACUACAGCCAUAAUAAUGUGACAUUUCUAACAGCAAACGAAUAACAAUUGAAUGUAACACCAUGAUUUACAUUAUUGUGACAAGAUUAGAAGACUAGGUAUAAGUUUACAGUUAGAAUAUAUUUGGACAUAUUGCAAUAUAGAGAAUCACUGAGUUGUUUAGCAGCACCGAAAGUAGCCUAUUUCAGUGGCGAUUAAACAUGGAUUCCAAAUCGCCACAACAUUUUUGACAUCAGCUGAUAUAAUUUUAUACCCAUAGAACUAGCUUCAUAAUCUAGAUUCAGAGGCAAAAAUAUAGAUUUAUUGACUCGCCGUAUAAUAUUCCAACAGAGGUUUAAAGAAACCCCAAACUAUACUUCGAUCUCUUCAGUUUACAAUAGAUUUUUCAAGUCUUGUUCUAAAUACAAAUAUGAUUAACCUAUCCAAAACUAGUCUUCGGGUUCUUACUGUAAAAUUUCUUUGCUAGAUUUAUCGUAGAGCACAAAUUGUGGUGUGUGUGUCAUGAAUAUUGAUAGUUUGUAUUUUUAUAACACAUUUAUUGUAAAUACAAAUAAAUUAUGUUGUAUUUUUAUGCUCUUAAAGCGAUAGCUAUAGUUUUUACUUUAUUUUAAUACCAGCACAGUUCUAGCCUGAAAGUAUUAUAUAAAAUUAUUCACAUUUAAGAUAUUGAAUUUUCAGGUUAACUCGAGGAACAGUGGAAUCCCAAUUGCCCAUUGUAAUGAACUAGGAGGGACUUUUUGCAAGUCAAUCAAUGUUUACAAAUGAACAAUCAAUUGAUUUUUUGGGUCAUUGAAGUCAAGUCUUUGAAGGGGUUUUAAAAUACUACGCAAGUAUAUUAUUGUAGGAAUGUGAGAUAGUAUGAGAUACCUUUACCGCAGCAAACCUGCAGACUAAGCGAAUUUUCAUUCUUCCAAUGUUUUUAUUUAAUAAAAGUUGGGCAUUUUAGCGAAUUUCCCUAUAGGGAAGUAGCUAUUACCGUAGGUCUCAUGGUAAGACCUAGGCCUGGGACCGAUUUACUUUUUCAUUUUGAUGUCCCCAGAGGCCAAUAACACCAUUCGUUAAAAUUUUUAUAUAUGUAUAUAUAUAUAUAUAUUAGUGAUGGUCGGAUCCGGAUAUCGGACUACCGGAUCCGCCGGAUCCGAGCUAGAACCGGUUCCGGAUCGGAUCCAAAAAAUUCCGGAUCUUGGGCUGGAUCCGGUUUUGAUGGAUCCGAUUUUUUCAAAUUUUCCCCCGAUUUUUUUCCUAACAAAAAGCUGUAUGUAUCACUGUACAACCCCGAUUUUUUUACCAACACAAAGCUGUCUGUAUCACUGUACAACACCAAUUUUUUUACCAACACAAAGCUGUCUGUAUCACUGUACAACCCCGAUUUUUUACCAACACAAAGCUGUCUGUAUCACUGUACAACACCGAUUUUUUACUAACACAAAGCUGUCUGUAUCACUCUACAACCCCGAAUGUUUUUACUAGCACAAAGCUGUCUGUAUCACUGUACAACUCCGAUUUGUUUACUAAACACAAAGCUGUCUGUAUCACUCUACAACCCCGAAUGUUUUUACUAGCACAAAGCUGUCUGUAUCACUGUACAACCCCGAUUUGUUUACUAAACACAAAGCUGUCUGUAUCACUGUAUAACCCCGAUUUUUUACCAACACAAAGCUGUCUGUAUCACUGUUCAACACCGAUUUUUUUACUAACACAAAGCUGUCUGUAUCACUGUACAACCCCGAUUUUUUACCAACACAAAGCUGUCUGUAUCACUCUACAACCCCGAAUGUUUUUACUAGCACAAAGCUGUCUGUAUCACUGUACAACCCCGAUUUGUUUACUAAACACAAAGCUGUCUGUAUCACUGUACAACCCCGAUUUUUUAUCAACACAAAGCUGUCUGUAUCACUGUUCAACACCGAUUUUUUUACUAACACAAAGCUGUCUGUAUCACUCUACAACCCCGAAUGUUUUUACUAGCACAAAGCUGUCUGUAUCACUGUACAACCCCGAUUUGUUUACUAAACACAAAGCUGUCUGUAUCACUCUACAACCCCGAAUGUUUUUACUAAACACAAAGCUGUCUGUAUCACUGUACAACCCCGAUUUUUUCCUGAUUUUUUUACUAACACAAAGCUGUCUGUAUCCAUGUACAAGCCCAUUUUCCCUGAGUGUUUGUCACUUGAUGCACACAACUUAUAUGGCAAGGCCAUGUCUCGAUGUUUGUAUCUAGAUGCAAAUAACUUGUAUGGCAAGGCCAUGUCUCAGUGCUUGCCUCUUGAUGCAAAUAACUUAUAUGGCAAUGCCAUGUCUCAGCGUUUGUCUCUUGACGCAAAUAACUUAUAUGGC
Molecule: messenger RNA, 4990 nt
Organism: Macrosteles quadrilineatus (aster leafhopper)
Lineage: Eukaryota; Metazoa; Arthropoda; Insecta; Hemiptera; Cicadellidae
Product: protein ecdysoneless-like
Exons: 13
Coding region: 26-1939 (637 amino acids)
Cellular component (GO): nucleus
Source: RefSeq, a predicted model, not a curated record